UUUCAAGCCUGAACCUCAUGUAGUCGGGAAUUAAAUGUUGUCUAUCCAAAAGAAGAAGAGUUCUAAUGUUAAGAGUUCUGCAAAAGUGGCUGCAUUUUCUUCAAUAAUGGCAAAAGAAGUAUAUGCCAGUCAAGGAGGGCAGAAGUGAGGUAAAGAGGAAGAGCGAGAAUAUAGCAGUGAGAGAGGAACAUUUCUUGUCAGUACCAUAAUGAGGAAGCUCAGAUAUAUCUUGAUGUCCCUGCUGCUUCGUUUGUGACUGGCAAUAUGAGGGCACCCCGCAAAGGGGUAGAUUUUCUUCCAAGCUUACUAGCUGCAAAUGCUAGGUAUUUUUCUACCUUUUUUUUCUGACAUUUUUUCUUUUUACCAACUAUGACAGAAGAAAUAGUAUAUGCUAAUCUGAAGUUUGAGAACAACCAUGAACUGGAUAAUAUCACAGAGCCUGAAGAAACUAAAGAAAAAGCAUCGCAGCUCCAUUUCACGACUGAACUCCUGCCGGGGCCUCCCACUUCGUCCCGCUCUUACUGGCCAGUAGUCCUGAUCUUGUUCAUGCUGUGCCUGGCAUUGCUGAUGGCGCUGGUGACCCUGGCGGUUUUAUUUAUCCAGAUUCCCAAGGACUACAGGACACAACUUACAGACCUCAACAUGACAAAGAAUCAGCUGCAUGCAAAUUUCUCAAAUAUUCUGCAAGCAAUAGGAAAUCAGCUGUGCUUGGAAGGGGAAAAAAACCUCAAAAAUAAUGGCCAGAACUGUGUACUCUGCCCUGCAAACUGGCUGUGGAAAGGUGGCGACACAUGUUACUACCACUCCAAGGAAGAGAAGUCAUGGGAACAGAGUCACCAGUUUUGUUCCUCGAGGAACUCUACUCUUCUUCUGAUAAAAGAUGCAGCAAAGAUGAAACUGGUACAAGAAUUUCCUAGAGAAACCUACUGGCUUGGAUUAACAUUUAGAGAUGAACAGAGAGAGUGGUAUUGGACAGACAACACAGUUCUUACAAAACAAAUGCCUUGGGUAAAGCACCUACACCCCCAAUACUGUGGAUAUAUUUAUUAUGAUUCCAUAUAUAGUACUCCAUGUACAAGAAAGUAUUACUAUGUCUGUGAAAAGCCUGCCAUCCUAUUCCAGCGAGGCAGCAACCACUGGCAGGACUGGUUUGUCAGACCAAAAUGAUUAUGAGAAGCUAGAAGAUGUUCUGCAAGACAUAUGUAAAACUAUUUUCAUACUAAGGAAAUGGGCACGGUGACAAGCUCCAGGAGCUACCCAAGUCUGUUGAUCCAGAUAAAAAACUGUUACAUGAUUACUCAGUUUUAAUCAACACAAGUGAUGCCAAAACGGCCAAAAGUCAUGUCCAGGAAAAAAACCAAAAUGCUAAGGCAAGCACCUACAGGUACUGCUCCUCUCCCAGCAUCCCCUGAUACAGUCCUAACACCACUCGUCAGUUCUAGCUGUACAGCUGUAACAUAACACAAGUGAUGAGGAUUAAACACUUCCAUUCAGGAGAGACUUCUGAUGUCUUGUUGAUAUGACUGCUUUAAUGCAUUAGUAGGCUGGAGUAUACAACACGUAAAUAUAGUUAUCCUCAGAAGGUGGGCCAAAGUGUUCCCGAACUGUAUUAAUAAUCAUAAUUGCUCUGGGACACAGAGAUUUAUAGUCCUCAUAAGGACUUGUGCAUGUGUCACAGAAGAAGACAUCCUUCAGCUAUGAAUGUCUAGCUCUCCUCCGUGCUUUAUACUUCUUACUGGCACUGUUAGUUCUCUUCUUUUCUUUUUUUUCUCUUUUUUCUCUUUUUUUUUUUCCUAGUAAUAAUUCUACUCUUCCACUUUUCUACAUUUUUGAUCUACUGCAAGAGUCACAGUCAUGUUCAGAGGCAUGAACAGAACCUCCUUUUAUGAAUUUUUAGGAUACUUCCUGGAAUGCCACACUACUAAUCUAAUGUGCUGAGCAAGGGUCUACAAACCCAACCACAGUGAAAACACCCCAAGCAGUGUUAAUGAACAAAACGUCUCCCUCCACAUCGCUGUGGAACAAUGACAGUGAAGCUGAAAUAAAUCUCAGUCCCAUAACGGUGUUUUGAUUUGAGCAAAAAGUUCAUGAAUUCCUAGCUCGGUCCUCCCUGGAGAUUUGUGUAUUCCUUGUGGAUUCCAGAUUAUUUAUUGUGGAUCAUUUACUACUGGUGUAGCAGCUGGGCUGCUGAAGAAUUGGUCAUACCCAUCAAGAGGCUGUUCCAGUGUCCCACGGAACUCAGCACUACGCAGCAGUUUCUGAUCACCAACAUGAACAUUUGGGGCGUUAUUUUCAAAUACCAAUUUCAUGCUUCAGAAACCUUUGUGGAUUUCUCUUACCCUCUGCUGUUUACACUCACCAUUCACAUCUCUGACAUAAUCUCUCUUAGCUGCUCCUCUCAGUUCCUCUUCCAGCUGCUCCUGUCUUUGGGAGUGAAGAGGCAGAACACUUCCAUCCUGCAGUACAGACACAGCCCUGGUGACUUCCCAGAGUGUCUCUCAGCAUUCAUACCAGAUACACUGAAAUAAGAAAUCUCAUGUGGAAGGUAUCCUGAACGGUAUUCAUGGUGCAUACUUUCUUGAUAAUGAAAGGCUUUGCUGUAAUUUGCCAGAAAUAUUAAAAAAAGAAAGAAAGAAAGAAGAAAAAAAAGUCUGAUCUUGUUUUCUUUUCCAUUAGAGGGACUGUGAGGAAACAAGAAAAAUAUUUCCAGGACGUUUUUUCAUCAAUGGGGCAUGCCUAAGAGCAGAGGGGUGAAUCUUAGGUGUUUCUGCAGUUUGUUGAAGACAAACAUGAGCUGAGAUUGGCAGCUCCUCACACUGACAGGCAGCCACAGGCCUUGAUCUUCUGGGUUCAUUUACUGCCAGCCCAAAAGCAGUCUCUGGUGCAGCAGCUGUAUUUGUGACUGUGAAGGCAGGAGGGGGUAGAGCACAGUCUCACAGUGUGCCGUGCUACUGAAACUGGAGGAGCUAGUUUCUUCUCAAAAACCAAUGACUGAAACACCAAAAAAGAAAAAAAAAAAAACAAAACAAAACAAAACCCACAAAUCCAAACACUACUGUUCACUGUGAGCAUUCAGAGUGCUGCCAGCGAACAACCUCAUCCAGCAAGGUUGAAACUGGCAAAGGACAUACCCUGGUGGUGGUGUAACCAGGUAGGGCUUAAGGAUGUGCUGUCUGACUCCAGCCCCUCUUCCACUGAACGGAGCUUUUCCUUACAGAGGAAGAGACAUAAAAAUGUAGCUUUUGUGUAUUGGCUGAGAUGGCAUUUUUGAAUCAUGGUUCCAUCCAACAGUGUGUUUCCAAUGUCUAAAUUUUUCUCCUCCCUACACCACCUCCCUCAGCCUCUAGCUAAUGCAAUUUGCAAGGUAACAUUCUGGUUAAUAAACACAGUUAUUUUGUGCAGCCUGCUGACAACAUUUAUACACGGGCUGUGAUCAAAUGUAGACCCAAACCUCCUGCCUUAGUUCACCUUUCUUUUCAUUUUAAUCUGAAGAAAUGAAGACACUUUGCCUGCUCAUCCUUACAAAAACAGAGAGUAUGAUGAACCUUUGUUACUUCUGUUCUUGCAGCAGGAUCUGUUUUAAAAGGUGACUCAAAAAAAAAAAAGUAAAGUAAUAUAAUUAACAGACUGCUUAUUGAAUUCAGAGCUACCAAGAUAAUACAAGAAAAUGACUUAACCUCCUCUUUUCUCUGCAGAAGUAAGAUCAGGUUGGAGAAAAGCUUCCCCAAAGGUGAUUCAUUACAUGCUUGAGAAGUUGUUGCUAUGACUGGAGAAGAUACUGCCAUGAAAAAUUGCAAUGAAAUUCAGUAGCAUAACCACACUUGACUCCCGGUUAGCUGCAGAAAAGCCCUUUCCACACUAAAUUGCCAACAUACAGCUUUCAGGCCUGAUAGACAAGUAUUUUUGCCCCAUAUUUAGUAUGAGGUUUUUAUGAGGAUACUGUGGAUAUACCAUGAAUACACAGUGACUGCUACUCCUUGUGUGCCUCUCUGUAUAACAAAACUGACUGUAGGCAUCCUUUACUCUCAACUUUUCCACCAUGCCUUCUCUUUGCAUACAGGUAAGAUAUAAUGCAAGAAAUAUACACAGCCAGAGAUACCUGUGCUCUGAAAACAUCUAUCAUCUGUGCAGCAAGGCAGGAAGAAGAGCCCAGUCAUUACAGUUUGUUUCCAGUCUGUUGAUAUGAUUUUGCAAAUGGGAGACUCUGAACUUUACAAACAAGAGCACAAACAGCUACCACAGAAAUUCCUCUCUUGCAAUUUCCUUCUGACUAACCCUGUCACUACAACAUGAUUCAUCAUGUCUGGGCAAGUGCUCUGUUUAAGGAGAGUUGGUCACUGAAGAUGUUUAAGAACUACAGCUCAGCACUGGAGCAAGGCACUGCAGAGAGCUAGAGAUGGAGAGCGGGGAUGGAUAAGCCACUUCUGCGCAGUGACUUCUGUCUACAGUGCAACAGCAGAGAGGUGCUCUGUGUGGUCUGGUCUUUCUCUGACACAGGUUGAGCAAUCACAUGAAUCCUGCCAAGCUCCUGGCCUCACAUUUCUUUCAGCUCAGCUUCUCCCCUUUUAGCAUUUAUUUCAGUAAAAUUAAAAAAAAUAAUUUCAUUUUUAAUUUAUUUCAUAACAGAGUACGGAAAUACAGCCUAUUAUUUCCAUGCAGCUGCUGCGUUGUAUUUGUGCCCUGAUACACGAACAGACAUCUUUGAUAACUCAAAAUAGCAACUAUUUCUCCAUCAUCUUAUUUUAAGGAGGUAGAAAAUCCUGACAUUUGCUCUGUUUACAGGGUCAGAUCAGGUAGAUAGUUAGAUGAAACAGUCUCACGUUCCAGCCAUAACCCAAGACUCCCAUCUUCGUAUUCAGGAGAAAUAUACCCAUCUUUGACAGUGCCAUUUUAACACCUUAAUGUGCUUUCAGUAUGUUACACUUUUACUAUGACACAGUAAUCAGAACAGAGCCAGCUUCCUGCGUGGUUUCACUGGAAAUGCUGAAACGUGAACCAUUCUCAUCGCCUCAGCAUCAGUCUCGCUGCAGUGUGCCCCAACUCCCACAGUACUGCUACUGCAGGAAAGAAGUGUGAUGAGCUGGAGAUGGAGGAUGAGGAAGGCUACACCACUCUGAAUUUACGGCCCUCAGCUUUAGUAAUUACUCCUGGAUAUUCGAGAAGCAACAAACGUUCUGCAUUUAAGGCUCCAGCAAGUUCUGUUACUGUAGACAGAGCCUCCAUCUCAUCUUCUGUAUGGCGUCCAGUGGCCUUUGCUUUCCUCACUUUGUGCCUGGUGCUGCUGAUGGGGCUGGUAGCCCUGCUGGCGCUGUUUUUUCAGGUUUCCAAGGAUCCAGAGGAAGGAAAGAAACUGCAGGAAAUGAGGGAAGCAUUGUGUUUUGAAGGGAAGGAGAAAAAUGAAACAAAAUGUGCUCUCUGUCCAGCAAGCUGGCAAAACAGUGGAGCUGACAACUGCAUCUACGUUUCGAAGCAGAAGAAAACAUGGAAGCAAAGCCAGGAAUUUUGUUCCUCAAGAAACUCCACUCUUCUUGUACUAAAAGACAAAGCAAAGAUGGUUUCUCUGCCACAGGACUCACAGUUUUACUGGGUUGGAUUAUCAUACAUAUCUGAAAGUAACGGCUGGUACUGGGAGGAUGGAACAGUUUUUUCAAAAGAAGUGACGAGUUGGGUUGUGAUCUAUGACAACAGCUUCUGCGCCUCCUUAUAUGGACGGAUUAUUUACGCCAGCCACUCCUGCCUAACAAAGCAAUUCUGGAUCUGUGAGAGAGUGGCUGUCCCUAUCAACUGAAGAAACAUUGCACAAAGGGAUGUGGGAUCUGCCAUUGUGAGACAACAACUUUAGGAACUGCAAGUUCUAAGUAUUUUUGUUUCUUUGUUUGUUUAUCAUGCAGGUUUCUCAGAAUAAGUGAUUCAAAUGGACAGGUCAUUGUCUGCAUUUUCCCGCCCAGGCUCACAAAUGACAGAAAUUAAAAAAAAAAAACAAAAACCUACAAAGCUAAAAACUAGCAGCCUAGGAAGCAACUUGAAAGAAUUAGCUACUGCCAAGAAAUGAUCCUUGUGUGACUUUCUAGGCUGACAACCACACAUUCUCACAAAUCUCUAUAUUUCUUAAGCUUCAGUCAGCAUGUUACACUAACACCUGCCAGUUAUAAACCAGCCUAACUACAUCCUUGAUGAUUUUACUCACUGGAUUACUUACUGUACACAGUAACUAUCAUCCACCCAUAAUCCUUUUCUAGAGCAGUUUGCCUAGGUUUGCCUUCUUCCCUAAAACUGUUCUUCCAACUGUUCCUCUGUUUGAGGUCCAGGGGUACAGAAAGAAAACAAGGCUGUAUUUAUCCAUAAAAUUAUUUUCAUAUAUGCAUUAAUAUUUAUAGAAACCAAGGGCCAUUUGUGAGAAGACUACAGGGAAUCCCUGGAAGCAAUCUCUGUGAAAAGUAGAGUUAAAUGUCAUGACUGGAUUAUAACAUUACCUGAAUAACUUCAGUGCUAUCAUAACAAUAAUUGCUGUGCAAAUAGCAGUGAGGAUAAUAAUUAUGUGCUCCAUUCAGAGCUACAUACAAUCACUUCUCAAGCUGAUGCAGAAUCCAUUGCCAUAGAUCUUACGUGAGCUCUUGUAUUAUAUCCAUACUGUUUGGGAUCCCUGGAACCCAACGUACACACUAUGCAUCGCCCGUUAUUAAAGAACUUGUCAUAUUUCUUGAAAGAAAAGGAUACUUCCACUUUUCUGGGUGCAGUUUCAUUGUGUGAGUUCUUUAAAGUUUUGUACGUCAGCAUCUGUUUUGUAUUACAUAUGCUUGUAUUCCUUGUGUGUGUGUGUGUAUAUAUAUAUAUAUAUAUACACUUGCAUCUAUGUGUACAUGCCUUAUUAUUUGGAGACUUCCCUUAAAUAAAUUAAAAAAUAAUAAUAUGUCUUUAAUAUUCAAUAUUUCCUUGGAAAAUAUUCUCAAAGACUGAAGCAGUUCCUUGGCAAAAAAAUGAGCCCAUCUUCCUAAUGUGCCAAAAUAUGUUUGUGAACUGAAUACAUUUACUAUACUCAGUAGAGCCAAGUCAUAAUUCAUGGGCACAAUUACCAGCUGAACUAUCCAGAAUUCCCUACUAUUGCAGUAGGAAGUACAAAGUAGAAUGCAAGUAAGGUACAACGUUUCAUGUCUUUCAUGAAACUUGAAAAAAAUAAUUCACAGCAGGUAUCUAAGCUGUCAUGUUUUUCCUUUUUUCUUCCCAUAAACUAAAACUUGAUUUUUUUCUAGCAAUCUGCUAUAUGCCUUUGCUGGCUGUAUUAUGAAAAUAAAUGCUAGCCUCUUGGUUUCCUGC
Molecule: messenger RNA, 7314 nt
Organism: Falco peregrinus (peregrine falcon)
Lineage: Eukaryota; Metazoa; Chordata; Aves; Falconiformes; Falconidae
Product: natural killer cells antigen CD94
Exons: 12
Coding region: 5087-5788 (233 amino acids)
Source: RefSeq, a predicted model, not a curated record